GUUAGUCAGGUUGUGAUCUGUCACAAAUCCAUAGGGGCUGACCAAAGAUGUCAACAUAACUGGCAGAGACUUAUUUAGGGCUGUGGCUCCUCAGAUGCUCACCAGCAGCUGUUGUGCAUGUGUGUGUGAGCGCAUGCGUGUCUGGACUUUCCCUUUCUUCUGAUCGGACAAGUUUUGUCUGGAAAUCACAGUCACCAUGACUCUCCAGUGGACGGCUGUGGCUUUCUUCCUCUAUGCAGAGAUAGCAGUCAACCUCAUCUUGUGUAUACCCUUCAUAUCAGCACGGAGAUGGCGUUCAGUUUUCGGCUGGAGGAUAUGGAACUGGUUGACUCCAUAUUGGAACAAAUGCUUCUUUACUAUGAUCAUGGUUCUUAUUGUUCUUUUCCUCGAUGCUGUCCGUGAGGUGCAGAAGUACUCAGGUCCCGAGCCCAUGCACGACGCCAAGGUGAACCCGAAUUUGUACGACAACGUCCACAUGAAGCUGUUCAGAGCUCAGAGGAAUCUCUACAUCUCUGGCUUCUCGCUCUUCCUCUGGCUUAUCAUGCGUCGGAUUGUCACCCUGCUAAACCAGGUUGCUGUCAGUGUGGAGAACAGUGCAGGUCUGCAGGCACAGAUGGACAGUGCUGUCAAAGCAGCCAAACAGCACCAGGACGACAACCUGAUGCUCAAACAAGCUCUCUUGAAUGAGGAAAAAGCCAUGUCAGCGAAAAACCAGCAACUGAAGCUGGAGGCUAAGAAGCUGGCAGAUCAAGUUAAGGCUGCUGAGGAGGCUGUGCACAAGUCUCAGGCUGAAGUGGAGGCCAUGAAGAGGCAGGCCAAAGGUCUGGCACAGGAGUACGACAGACUACUGACGGAACACCAUCAGCUCCAGAAUCUCCAGAGUCCUGCAGACAAAAAGGAUCAGUAACAACAGGAACACAGUGACAAUUGUUUCCAGGAUUCUCCUCAACACCUUUUCUUCUCAUUAUACACCAGAACUGUGUGCUGUGUGCAGGAAGCCACCAGAGGCAAUGUUUGUAUGAUCUUUUAUAACUUUCAUUUUCCUUUGAAGCUUGAACCGAGGCACAAUUUCUUUAUUUGAUGGGAUUAAACAAACAGUAGAGUGCAGUGUAUCUGAUAAACAGGAGCAGGUCUAUUUUCAAAUGCUGAAAACAUCUUCUCACUAAAGUCUUUAUCAGGAACAUGAACCAUUUAUUUUUGCCUGUUACUUAUGAGUAAUAAAAAGGUACAAAUGAAUUUGAA
Molecule: messenger RNA, 1242 nt
Organism: Epinephelus lanceolatus (giant grouper)
Lineage: Eukaryota; Metazoa; Chordata; Actinopteri; Perciformes; Serranidae
Gene: bcap29
Product: B cell receptor associated protein 29
Biological process (GO): intracellular protein transport; endoplasmic reticulum to Golgi vesicle-mediated transport
Cellular component (GO): endoplasmic reticulum membrane; endoplasmic reticulum
Source: RefSeq, a predicted model, not a curated record